This is a messenger RNA of Lodderomyces oxycetoniae, 1494 nucleotides long. RefSeq lists its product as uncharacterized. Gene Ontology annotation, molecular function: pyridoxal phosphate binding; carboxy-lyase activity. NCBI's taxonomy places the organism in Eukaryota, Fungi, Ascomycota, Pichiomycetes, Serinales, Debaryomycetaceae. The record is from RefSeq and is a predicted model, not a curated record. The transcript has a single exon. The coding region runs from base 1 to 1494 and encodes 497 amino acids. Gene Ontology annotation, cellular component: cytoplasm. Gene Ontology annotation, biological process: carboxylic acid metabolic process.
AUGUCGAUUAAAUCAGACUUGGAAAAAAAUCGGGUUCAAGAGUUGGACGAUUUAUUAUCCGCCCUCAAACCAAAAAUACUUGAGUAUAUUUCGCAAGCUGAUCCCAACUCAAGCAAUUAUAAGUCUAGCUCACUAGGAACAUAUCACGAGCCUCGCUUUUUAAGAGAGAAGUUAAUUACGUCAAGUGGUAACAAUUUGGAUAAGCCAUGUACCCCAGAACAACUUGCAGAAACUAUUGACAAAGUUCUUGAAUAUUCGGUAAAUACUUGGAAUCCAGGAUUUUUAGAUAAACUAUAUGCAUCAAAUAAUCCCAUUGGUGUUGUAUCUGAUAUCUUGUUAAGCAUCUUGAAUACCAAUUCUCACGUAUAUACAGUCUCGCCAGUUUUAUCCGUUUUGGAGAACUACAUUGGCCAUAAAUAUGCGUCUUUGUUUUUCACCAACAAUCAAGAAACUUGUGGAGGAUUGACCUUUAGUGGUGGUUCCUGGUCAAAUAUAACAAGUAUGCAAAUUGCAAGGAGCUUGAAAUACCCAGAAACCAAGUCAAAAGGUAAUGCCGGGUACAAGUUUGCCAUAUAUACUAGUAAACACUGCCACUACUCAGUUGUUAAGGGAGCAAUAUUAUUAGGAUUAGGUUCAGAAAAUGUUUUUAAGGUUGAUGUAACUCCGCAGGGUCUUUUGAAUGUAUUGGACUUGGAGAAUGUGAUUGAAGAGACAAUUAAAAAAGGGUUUACUCCGCUAUAUAUAAAUGCAACAGCAGGUACAACAGUAUUUGGAUCAUUUGAUCCAUUUAUUCAAAUUCACAAAGUUGCUAAAAAAUACAAUGUUUACUUUCACAUCGAUGGUUCUUGGGGCGGUAAUGUCAUAUUCUCUCCUCACUAUAAGAACAGAUUACAAGGUUGUGAAUUUGCAGAUUCUAUUACAGUUAAUCCUCAUAAAAUGUUGGGUAUUCCAACCACUUGCUCCUUUUUGUUACUUCCCCAUGUUGGAAACUUCCAAGCCACAAUGUCGUUGCAAGCACCAUACUUGUUCCACGGCAGAGAUAAUCCAGAGGAAGGAAACUACGACUUGGCAGAUGGUACAAUGGGUUGUGGAAGAAGAGCUGAUUCAUUCAAAUUUUAUCUUGCUUGGUUAUAUUACGGUGAAAGUGGGUUCCAAGACAGAGUAGACCAUGCGUUUAAAAUUCAGGGGUAUUUUGUAGACAAGAUCAAAGCCAAUUCUGCAUUUGAAAUAGUGGGGCCCAAAUUUCCUCAGUGCUUGCAAGUUUGUUUUUAUUAUCAUCCACCAAAUAUCAAGGCCAGCAACACCGAGAUCACUAGGUACAUUUCGAGAGAGUUACACAAGUUGGGUAAAUACCUUGUUGAUUUCAGUCCUAACCCUGAAGACGACUCGAAAGGUGAAUUUUUCAGAGUGGUUUUCAAUUCUCCUAUUUUGACAGAUAAAAUUGUUGACGAUUUGUACGAUAGUAUUGUUCAAGUGGGCCAAGAGUUGGAAUGA